This is a messenger RNA of Helianthus annuus (common sunflower), 501 nucleotides long. Its product is annotated as glutathione S-transferase T2-like. The coding region runs from base 1 to 501 and encodes 166 amino acids. NCBI's taxonomy places the organism in Eukaryota, Viridiplantae, Streptophyta, Magnoliopsida, Asterales, Asteraceae. The transcript has a single exon. The record is from RefSeq and is a predicted model, not a curated record.
AUGGGGGAAGGCCCCUACCGUGAUCUCAAAUCCAUAUCAGGCAAGUGGCGGAAAAUGAACAAGUGCGUGAAUGAUUUUAUCGGGAUUUAUAACCCACUUUACAUCAAUCGUCCUAGUGGGAGUAGCGACGAGGACGUUCUUAACCUUGCGAUGGCUAGAUGGGAAACAAAAAAUCCGUCUUUCCCGCACCUCCGAGCAUGGAAAGUUUUAAAGAAAGAACCUAAAUGGGCGCCGAUUCCAAAUGAGGUCACAACCGCCAAACGGACUAAAACUUCCGAGUCCGGAAGUUAUAGUGCGGGAGGCUCCGUCGCUCGUUGUCAAAUCGACAUAAACGACGAACCGGAAUAUGAAGAGGAGCCCGUUCACGAGAUCGAACGUCCCGGCGGAAGGGACAAAGCAAAAAAAGAGGCGGCCGCAAAGCGCAAAGGGGCCGACUCGAGUGGAGGGGCAGCUCAGGUGGAGGUGGCGGCUCGAAGGCGUCUUCGAAAAUGGACGAGUUAA